AUGCUCGGCCACUCCGGUGCAGAUGAAGCUGCUGGGGCCGAAGGGAUGUCAGGGAUGUCGUCUCACUCCCUGGAUAGGCUGCUCGGGUUUCACGUUCCGCCACCACCGAUUCGUGUCCGGCCGUGGUGGUUUUCCGCGCAGGAACUGAACGAACCUCUGGUGUUUCACCUGGACCCCUGGCUGGUAGAACCGAUUUUUGGCCGAGACGGAACCGUCCUCUCGGAAAUGGAAUGGAUGAGCCAGGCCUUGCUGAGGGUGGACCCAACGGACACCGGGGAACUAGUGGAAAUCACCGUGUUUGGGCAGCCCGGCGUGAAGACUCGGGUGAAGAACAUUAUCCAGAGCCUGGCAGUGUGGUUCCGAGAACUUCGUGACCAACGAGCUAAGAAGAUAAAACGCCUUGAGGAGUUCUUGAAGGCUAGUUCACCGUAUCCAGAAACUAUCCAGCAUCCAGUUGAAUACAAACAAGAUGGCAAUAAUUAG
Ictidomys tridecemlineatus (thirteen-lined ground squirrel) is the source of this 483-nucleotide messenger RNA. RefSeq names its product oocyte expressed protein (gene Ooep). Lineage: Eukaryota; Metazoa; Chordata; Mammalia; Rodentia; Sciuridae. Gene Ontology annotation, molecular function: RNA binding. Gene Ontology annotation, cellular component: protein-containing complex. The record is from RefSeq and is a predicted model, not a curated record. Gene Ontology annotation, biological process: embryonic pattern specification; establishment or maintenance of apical/basal cell polarity.